Drosophila takahashii is the source of this 2202-nucleotide messenger RNA. It is a transcript of the gene CycE, whose product is annotated as cyclin E. Gene Ontology annotation, molecular function: cyclin-dependent protein serine/threonine kinase regulator activity. Gene Ontology annotation, biological process: regulation of cyclin-dependent protein serine/threonine kinase activity; G1/S transition of mitotic cell cycle. Lineage: Eukaryota; Metazoa; Arthropoda; Insecta; Diptera; Drosophilidae. The record is from RefSeq and is a predicted model, not a curated record. Gene Ontology annotation, cellular component: cytoplasm; nucleus; cyclin E1-CDK2 complex.
AUGGGUUUAAAUGCCAAGAGUGCUUGUUCUACCAGCAGCACUGAGCCAAAUGGCAGCAUAGUCACCAACGCCCCCAGUAACGGAGAAGCCAGCAGCAGCAGCAGUGUCGUCGUCGUCAGCAGUAGCAGCAGUAGUAAUAAUAUUAGAAGCAGCAUUAGCCCAAACCCAAUCCCAUCUUCUUCGGCGACUCAGUUUAAAGAAGAGCUACCGGGAUCAUCCUCAGCAGCAGCAGCAGCCUCCAAAACAGUCGAGAUGUGCUCUUGUGAUAACCAGAAUCUUGCAACAUCCACAGCCACAACUUCCAAUGGCAAUAAACGUAAACGGCGUUUAAGCAGCGAUUCAAACGAUGAUGCUAAGGACCCCGAACUCGGUUUUGAGCCUCCAUCGGCCAAGCGCCAGCAGCGAUUGCCCGCCCUGUACGGCAGCGACCAGGGCAACCUCUCCUCCGUGGCCUCCUCGGUGUACACCUCGCCCGUCGUCUCGGCCGAUGGCCAGAGCACCCAGGAGCUGCUCAGCAUACGCAGCUCUCCGGCCGAGGAGUUGUCGGAGGCGCCACACAGUCCGCUGCCGGACAGCCCGGACAGUCCGCCGAGUCCCGAUCGCGGUGCCAAGCAGGCGCCAGUUGUGGUUCGCUAUGGAGUGGAGCAGGUGGUGACCACCACCACCAUUACCACCACCACUGUGGUCACGCAGAAGCCGGAGGAGGAUGACCUUUUGGAUGACAGCUGCGAGGACUACUCGUACGACGAGGAUGAGGAGGAUGAGAUCGAGGAGGAGGACGACGACGACGAGGAGAUCUACUCGUCCACCAUUUCGCCAGCCUCCUCGGGUUGCAGCCAGCAGCAGGCGGUGAAUGGAGAGCGCACUCCCGGCCUGCAGCAACACCAGCAGCAGGUGCAGCAUCCGGUCAGCGAUCUCAUGAUCAAUAUGCCGGCGCAGAACAAGAUUCUGGACGAUGCGGCAGCCUUCAGUUGCAUGUCGCCGGCCGUGGAGAACGGGGCACUCCGCCAGUGCCCCCUGCCUGCUUUGAACUGGGCCAAUGCCGCCGAUGUCUGGCGCCUAAUGUGCCACCGGGAUGAGCAGGAUUCGCGGCUGCGCAGCAUCUCCAUGCUGGAACAGCAUCCCGGCCUGCAGCCACGCAUGCGCGCCAUCCUCUUGGACUGGUUGAUCGAAGUCUGCGAGGUGUACAAACUGCAUCGCGAGACCUUUUACCUCGCCGUCGACUACCUGGAUCGCUAUUUGCAUGUGGCGCAUAAGGUGCAGAAGACCCACUUGCAGUUGAUCGGCAUCACCUGCCUGUUUGUGGCCGCCAAGGUGGAGGAGAUCUAUCCGCCGAAGAUCGGCGAGUUCGCCUACGUGACGGACGGCGCCUGCACGGAGCGCGACAUCCUCAACCACGAGAAGAUUCUGCUGCAGGCCCUCGACUGGGACAUCAGCCCCAUUACCAUCACCGGCUGGCUGGGCGUCUAUAUGCAGCUGAACGUGAACAAUCGCACACCGGCCUCGUUCUCGCAGAUUGGUCGGCAAAAGGCCGCCGAGGCGGAUGAUGCCUUCAUCUACCCGCAGUUCUCUGGCUUUGAGUUUGUGCAGACCUCGCAGCUGCUGGAUCUGUGCACCCUGGACGUGGGAAUGGCCAACUACUCGUACUCGGUGCUCGCAGCGGCCGCCAUCAGUCAUACUUUUAGUCGGGAGGCAGCUUUGCGUUGCUCUGGCCUGGAUUGGCAGGUGAUUCAGCCCUGCGCCCGCUGGAUGGAGCCCUUCUUCCGGGUGAUCUCCCAGAAGGCCACCUACCUGCAGCUGAACGAGCAGAACGAGCAAGUCAGCAACAAAUUCGGCCUGGGCCAUAUCUGUCCCAAUAUUGUCACCGACGACUCGCACAUCAUCCAAACGCACACCACCACAAUGGAUAUGUAUGACGAAGUGCUGAUGGCCCAGGAUGCGGCGCAUGCGAUGCGUGCUAGGAUUCAGGCCUCACCGGCCACCGCGCUGCGCGCCCCCGAGAGUCUGCUGACGCCUCCCGCCUCUAGUCACAAGCCGGACGAGUAUCUGGGCGAUGAGGGCGAUGAGACGGCGGCCAGAAGCGGCAUCUCCUCCUCCACAACAACCACCUGCUCUGCCACUGCCAGCGGCAACGGCAACAGCAUCAUGAGCAGCAGCAGCAACAUUGCGACCAGCUGCAGCAGCAGGAGCAACAAUCGCUGA